Gasterosteus aculeatus aculeatus (three-spined stickleback) is the source of this 9336-nucleotide messenger RNA. The record is from RefSeq and is a predicted model, not a curated record. Lineage: Eukaryota; Metazoa; Chordata; Actinopteri; Perciformes; Gasterosteidae.
UGAGUUGGAGAGGGAGGAGUGAGAGAAAGAGCGUGUGUGUACAUUGUCAUCCAGUCCUGGCAGAGAGCAGCAGCACGAAUAUCACCAGCGGACGGGAUAAAGACGCACCGAGCGGACCGAGGCGGCGAGGACACAAGGAAUACACGCUGACGAAGAAGCAACAACAAAGGGAGAGGAUGGAAUAAAAAAACAACAACAAAAAAGGAAGCAUUUUAUUGCUGCUCCUUUCUCGUCCCACGUCUGUUUGGAGCAUCCCACAAGCAGAGCACCAGUGAAAACACAUACAUAUGAUAUAUAUAUAAAAUUCCUAUACAUAUAUAUCAAAUUAUGACUGUUUUCAAAGAAGCUGAAGCCGGACAAGGACUGAAUCGAUAGAAAAAAAUCCAUUGCAUGAGAAAUUGGGAAAUGCCUAAAAACUGUUGCAUAUUAAUGCUUUGAGAUUAUUUUUUUUUGUCGGUUUUUUGCUCAGAGUUGGGGGUGGAAGGGGACAAAAAACACAUUGAUGCAAACGGAACAUUUUUGAAAAUAGGCAACUGAGUUGUUGAGCAACAAAGAGCGUCUGCUGCUGCAGGCAGACCUACAUUUCUAAGCGGGCUUCUUUUGAAAACAGGAUAUUUUUUCGUUGCCACACGGCUGUUUGGCCGUCGCGUCUCCACUUGUCUCUGUCUUCCGACGGGGCCGCGGGAGCGUCACUCCGGCGGGGCGUUCACAAGUGCGACACUGAAAGUGCAGAGGGCAGUCCGGGGGGCUCUCUGACCCCACGCUGGUAUUUCCCCAGCAACGACAAAAACCAAAAAAGGGGAGGGGAGGUAAGUUGUGAGGGAGAAAGAGAGAAAAAUGCAGGAUUAUCACUCGCAGCUUGGAGGGAGAUUAUGAUCAGAGAGUAAACAAACAAAAAAAAACCCAACUGAGCCAAAAGCAAAAUCAAAGGAAAGGGAGACAAAACGAUCCAAUCCACGAACCAUUGCGCCAUCCCAGCAUCUGUCUCUCUCUACAGCUUCUCCGUGGAUGCAGCGACCCUAAAACACUUGGAUCAGAGGUUCACUUUCACAACAUCAGACCCCCCCCCCCUCUCGCUUUUUACUCUCAGCGCCCGGCUGGUGUCCCGGGUCUGUGAGAGACCCUGAUCUCCGCGCAGAGGAGGGGUCCCAGUGGCGCGCGCGCGCGCGCAGCAGCAGCAGCAGCAACAGGAGCCCCGCACGCGGCGAGGACAAAAAGCCUUUGGACUCAUUCUGUGUGACAGACUGACACUGACAGAGCACUGUCACCACGGGGACUCCACCCCUUUGUGAAAGCGUGUGUGUGUGUGUGUGCGAGAGAGAGAGAGAGAGAGAGAGAGAGAGAGAGAGAGAGAGAGAGAGAGAGAGAGAGAGAGAGAGAGCGUGUGUAUGCGUGCAGUUUGUGCGUCUGUGUGUGAGAAAACACACCUCAGGUGCAAAAGCUUUUUGGACCGUAAUCAUCAGAGGAUCUCAGCUUGACGCGAGCCCGCAGCUAUGCUUUAAAGAACACCGCUCAGCUGUCGUUACCUGUUGGGUCCUUGGCGAGAAAAUAGGAAAGGAAAUACCCCGCGCGACCUCUACAAAAUAAAAGCUCAAAAAAGCGUGCAUCUGCACAUCUGGAGGAGGGAGCAACGUUUACUAGAGUGGAGCGAGGUGGCAGCCAAAAAAGAUGCCCACCACAAAGAUAAAAAAGCUCCCUUUGAACAGUGACAUUGAAAGUAGGGGAAUGAUAGACGCGAGUUAAGCUCCGAGAGGCACCGACAAUUAAAGAGGAAAAGCCCGCGCUUCCCUCCAGAGUAUUUCCAGGACAUCAGAAGUGAUUUGACUCCAGCGUUAAGCAUCACAGUUGUUAUCCACUCAGGAAUAGGAUUCCGUCUCCAGAGGAAAAAGCCUUUCAUGUUGGGAGCCCGUUAGUUUGAGAAGGAAUCCGCCUGCAGUCGCCGUCAGGAACGAGGAGUUCUCACUUCUCGCGGAUUAUUCAACCUCUCCAGCGGUGGAGUUUAGUGCAGGAAACGGGUAAUAAGCCCCAAACAAGAUUCCCUCCAAACCUUCCGGAUUUGGAUUUCACUACUAGCGCCCCUGCUGAUGACGUAUGGCUUUGUGAAAGGUGACGUUUCCUGAAUUUUGGAUAAUUUUUUGGCUUUGAUUAACACACACUUACUGUAAACAGCCAGUGAACUGUUGUUGAGAUGUGAGAUAGAAAUUGCUUUAAUGGUUUCUUAUACUGAAAAAUCUCACAUUUUCAUUCAGUGACUAUAAUUUGGAGAUUGGAAUUAUUUUUUAAUCAAGAAGCUUUACAGUUCGGCAUUGAGCAACCACAAGCUACUGAAGCAAGUCCAAGAUGGCCGCAUCCGUGCAUCCGCUCUUGGUUAGCUUCUCGCUGGCCCUCCUGCUGGGUUUGACUUCGCUGGGUGGACUCAACUCUUGGCCGUCAGGUCAGGCUUCCGCCCAGGUUCCUGCCGACAACCAGACGACAGAACCUUCCAUAAUACCAGAGGCCGCGCUGGCUACCCCGACCACACCGGACGCGGAGGACAAAACGGCCCCCAUGAAUGGUAACCGUUGCUGGGGUUACUAUGACGUCAUGGGCCAGUGGGACCCUCCUUUCAACUGUAACGUGGGUAUCUACCUGUUCUGCUGUGGCUCCUGCUUCUACCGCUUCUGCUGUCAGUUCAAAAUCCACAGUUUGGACCAGACGUCCUGUUCUAACUACGACACACCGGUAUGGGCAAACACCGGGAAGCCGGCCAUACCCGUCACAGAGAUCCAAGGGGAACCGGACAAGGAUCGGACCCACAUGAUUGUGUACAUUAUCUGCGGCGUGGUGGCUAUCAUGGUGUUGGUCGGGAUUUUCACCAAGCUCGGCCUGGAGAAGAGUCAGGGAGGACAGACGGACAUGACCAACUCAAGGUUGCUGGUAGGCGCGGGAAGAGAUAUUAAAGGCUCUCUCUACUGCAGAUCCUGUCCCGCUAACAUCCCAAAGGCCAACACUGGAGGACAGAGUAAACAGGGAGAAAAUUCCAGAAAAAACCCGGCGUAUCUCGGAUGGAGUCAGCCCUGUGUUAGGCCAUUUGAGAAUACUUGGACUCUGACCGAGCUCAUGAAGCAGCCGGGCGAGGCGGGAUUGGUGGAUGGAACAGGGGUUCAUCAUCCUAUAGGCACCAACGGCAUCUCCGCCCGAUCUCUGCGCUCCAACAACGUGCCACAUGGGGCCAGUGCCAAUUAUAUCCGCACUGAGCUCGUCAACGACCCCCCACCAGAGAGACAGAGAGACGGAGGGAAGGGAGUCAAACAGAGCAAAUAUGCUUUAAGAAUAUAUCAUAACCAUUUGAACAACGCAGCAUUGUCUCCCCUGGGCCCGGCCAUGGCGUUGUCUCACCCUCACAACAACCUGGGAAUCGGCUUCAACAAGUACGCCUCGCUCAAGGCCGUGGACACGACCGCAAGGGACUACUACAAGAGCUACCCGAUGGUGGAUUACACCCACCGCCAGUCCCCUCCCACCUUCCAGCCAAUCAACUUCCACCCCAAGGACAAGCCCUUCCUCCCGCCGCCCGACAUCCACGCGCCGCUGGCCAUCACAAUCAACGCCUCCCAGAUCCCCAAGCCCAAGAUCUCCAAGACAAACACCCACCCUCUGACCUCUAGCUCGGCCUUUAAAGCGUGGGACCCCAGUAAGAGCCACAUCCAGCACCCGGUGGCCACUCAUAUGGUCCUCCAGGGGCAGCAGCAGCACCACCCCAUCCAGCAGCAGCAGCAGCAGCAGCAGCACCACCAGCCGCUGCACCAGCAGAACAGCCGGCGCCUGGCCUACUCCAACAAAAGGCAGUUCAGCAUCGAGACGCUGCCCGAGCUCUUCUCGCAGCCGCUGGGCUACAGCCGCUCGCCGCACGUGCACCCCAAGCACAAGGGACUUCCCACCAACAGCAAGACGGAGGUCACCGUCUGAACAUGGGGACGAACGGGCGAAUGGACAGAAGAGGAAACCAAGUGGAGUUGAAAGCAGCUUUGAAAGAAGUGCUCAGAUAUCUUUUAUAUCCACAGCCGUAACGGCGAGAGGAGAGAAAGCAAAUAUCGUGUAUAAUCGGAUCAUGAUUUGUUUUGUUUUUUACAUUUUCCUCAUCGUUGUUGACAAUAAUAAUAAUUAUAAUAAUAAUGUGAGUGGUAGAUGAUUAGCCUUGAAAGGUGGUGGAUCGGCGGGCUGUGACUCUUUGAACCUGGCCGCUCCCCUAAAUAAUUGAGUGGCCUCUCAGUGUGUUGGCACGGCUCACCCCUUCUUCUGCAAACCCCGUGCACCUCAAUGACACUCGGAACAGCUCGGCAGCACAAACGUUCAGAUGCCACGUACACCCACUAUUUAGCCCACAAACCAGUCCAGACGCACUCCACCCGUCUGCUGCUCCAGCACCAAGGACAGCGCCCUGGAUUUAUCGUUACAAACCCACUGAGGCUGGUCUGGUCGAUUCAUUAAAUGGGAUCGAGUCUACGGUGGGCGAAAUCGGCCUUCGGCACAGCUGGAAUGGGGUGCUGCUGCGCCCGAUGGAGGCCACAGAUACACUUCAGAGCCAUAACGUCGAAGCCGCGGAUUCUAACUUGCACACAACCUCAGUGAGAUGAAGGAUCAAGAGUCGAGGGCAAACGAGACAAACAUAUUCAACUUGACCACCCCUCCGUGCCCCCUGCACCCGCUCCGCUACUAAGAGAUGGAGAGGUGGGAUGUCAGGUCAACAAGAGCGAUGCAUUUUGGCCAACAGAGGGGGGAGGCGUCCCCCCCACUCCCCCUAAGAUCGCCUGCUGUUUCCCGGAAACUGUCAGAGAGGCUGUCGGGGGGGGGGAGCAGAGACAAUGCGAUUGUGUUGUCGUCUCCCAAUGCCCUCCGGCACCUCCAGGGAGUGAGAUAUCAGCCUGGCCAUUCACACCAGCGGGGGAGGGGCGGGGGGUCGGUUAUUCAUCUCAUUUUGAGGGGCAAAUGAGAGGAGAAGGAUCUGAACCACGUACACACACACACACAUAAAAACUACAGACUACUCCCAAUGACAGUCAAACACACUUGUGUCUCCACACACUGGUCCUUCAGAGCUGAGCGAAUGAUUUAGCGCUCUGUUAGUAUUUCUUUGAGCUGAUUCACUUCAGUCAACAUUUCUUGUGUGGCUGUGGAUAUUAACCUGGAAAGGAACCUAGAGAGAGGUCUGUGUAAAGUCAUUGCCUUCUCUCCUUUUCGCCUUCUACACUCUAGUUGUUGUUUUUUGAGAAAUGUCAGCCAGUGCUGCGAGUUGUACCAAAAAGUGAAACUACGGUCUCUGAAUAUAGAUCACGUACACCCAUUUUUACUUUUUGCACGAUUUAGCGGACAGAGGAGCAUGAGUUGAUAAUCAAACACGUCAUGGUUAACAUCAUGAAGUGUUUAUGGAUGUAGGAGGAAAAAAAGCAAUGAUGCGUUAUUUGUCGCCGUGUGGCUGUUCCUAAACGCAGCUGUUUGAUGCAUGCGUUUCCUACUGCAACGCUGACAUAUUCUGAGUGGCAGAAAGCACGUUUAAGUGUCCCGCAUUUCACUUCAGUCUUUCCACUGCCACCCUUUGGAAUUCAGUGAACAACAGGUCAUUAAGUUCAUGCUUUUAAUCCAGUCAAACACAGUAAAAGCAUCUAGUUUCUUGCUUUUAUGCUAUUUACAUAUAUUGUGUCUUCAUUGCUGCCUCGCUAACGUUCAGCAUUUUUGUUAUAAGGUUAAAGGCCGUAUGAACCCCAAAGCUUCAUUGUGUGUACUUCUGGAGAGCUGUAUGAUGUCACUGGAGCUAACGCUAAGCUAGCAAAUAAAUCCAAACUCUAUGCGGGCUCUUUGUUGAACAUCUAUUAUUCUAUUUCUGCCAGGUUAAAUAAAGAAAUAGUUACAUUUCCGUCAUACAAUUUUGUUAUAUUUCAACUGCACAGUGACUCACUGAGUAAUGUAACUGUUUACUUGCUGUUGAGUAAUUAGCAACGGAAUUAGCUUUCCAGUCAGUAAUACAUGACAUUACAUCACGUGUUUCAAGCAACUCGUUGCAUACUGGUCAUUUCUGGCUGCAGCGGCUUUUCAGCCUUUAAUAUCUCGUACCGCCGCACCACAUUUCCUCCUCUCCUCCUCCACCAUUCAGAACAGCCCAACAGGCAGCCGGACUCACUGAUUGAAAACACCUUCAUUUGUUAUCGUGAGGACACCAGCUACGCCGCACUGCAUAUGCCCGCCGCAUGCCACAGCACAUCAGACAGGUGGUGGAACCCAAUCAAACGGCAGCGCUCACCAGAAGUCACACAUUAUUUAGCAACUUCUCCAGCUCCGACUCCCUUUUGCUCUCUCUUCCGUCGCUCUCUCUCUCUCUCUUUCCAUUUCCUGCCAGCCUCCUGACAGACUGUUUUCUACUCCCCCACAGCCUCCCUCUGUGCAGCCACGUCCAUGGAAAGUUGAGCGAUGGAUAAGCAAGCGCCUGUCUGCCGUUUGCCAUCCAGUGCUCCGAGCUGCUGUAAAGCACGGUAUUCUCACUGGGUCCUCACAUUUACUCCCUUAUGCAACCUCGUGCUCACGUGCACAGGUGAGACUCAAGCUCUCGCCGGCCAAACAAAACGCUCACACGCCGGCAUCCACGAACUACGACACAAAUGACCUCACUAAGUUGUUUUUUUUUAUUCCAUUUUCUUUCAAGCAGAAUUGUCUGUCAGGAAAAUUCCUCAUUUUGCGUCUCAAUCUAACAAGAAAAUAAAGCGAGCGACGGAAUAGAGCUUUAACCAGGGAAGAAUAAAUUAGCAAUACAGCGAUCGCUUGUAAUACUGCGACGGCUUCUCCACUUUACCGCUCCAAGAUGUGAAAAACCUGUAAAUCAAAGCGACUGCCAUGCUUUUGUAAUAAGGGAUCAGCGCAGAGUUUGGAUCACAAAUACAAAAGCAUGAAUACGCAUGUUGUGAAUACGCAUCAAACGCGUCUGCGCUUAUACUCUCUCCAGCACUGUACGUAAUCAACCAUGUUGCAGCAGGUCCCUCCUGCUUGGCUUCCAUUUCACUCUUACUUUUAUCGGGCGCCACACUUACAGUGGGUCGCUCCAUGAGAAAAGUAUUCUGGCCCCCAACAGCCCGACCAAAUUAUAUUGUCAUAUUACCAUAAAUAUAAGGUGUCUGUCCAUGAUCAUUCAAAAUGCAUUAGAUGUGGAGAUCAAACGAGGAAUGAGUAAACAAGCAAUAUGCGUCGGUUACGGUCGGUAAAGCAAUAAGCGUCCAACCGUCCUCCCCCCUGUCCUUAUCUCUCCCGGUCUGUAUGUCUGGAGACCUCCUCCUCCUCGAAGUUUAAUGGUUGUGUUGCUUAUGAGGGUUUGGGUGUUCGACCCGAGUGAGUGGAGACCUGAGCAAAACACUGGACACGGCUGAUUCUGAUUUGUUCGGAUCCUCCCAAAAAUAGAGUUAUUUCUGAGAUUCAUCUCUCUGAUGCAUUCAAGCAGCCAGCUUACAAAAGCAUGCUGUGACCGUAGCUGAAAUGGGAUGUCGGUCUUUUACGUAUACUGACUUGCACAAUUUCAACAUCACAGCCAUAGUUGCCGUUUGGGUCUCGGAAGAUGCUCCGACUUAACAAACAGCCGUGGAGGUUCAACACGAUGGCAACAACUUGCUCCAGGAUUUCCAACGACGGGAGUGUACAGUGAGUCCUUGAGGACAAACAGAGCCUGAGGACAGGCUACCAGCAAACUUCUGACAACUUCUUUUUCAGCUUUCCUCACAGUUUUGUUGGCUGACAUUGCUCACAACGAUUCUCCUAAACAACACGCACUAUGAAUGGCAGAUUCUUCAAUAUCUUCUUGCUCUUUGGGAGAUGCGCAUCGGACAUGCCACAAUCCCAAGGAACAAUGUCGCUGAUGUGCGGAAUAACACUUUUUAAUGUUCACCUCCCGGUUGCCAGGCAUCCAGGAACCAUGUGUUUGUUUUUGUUUUUCUCAAUGCUGAACGGACAAAGGACUGCCAGGAAAAGCAGUUGGUAAAGCUGAAUAAAUUCGACUGAAAUAGCUUUUUGACGAGCCGCAGUUUUGCCUCUGUUGUAGACAAUGUAAAUACUGGAACACGUGCAAAACAUACACGCACAUACACGCACACAAAACGAGACACAAGAGCCACAGUAAUUAUAUAUCUUCUGUACAAUGUCCACAACUUGUGUGGUACGCAACAGGACCAAAAGCCUUGAAUCAGGGGAAACUGAGUACACCUAAGUGAUGCUUUAACGUCCACAACGGUGACGAUGAGACGAGACUGUUUGGACCAUCAGUUUAGAGUGAACAUACUCAAUUUCUCCCGAUUAACGACAGACUAUGGCGUCACUGGCUCAUCGCAGAGCUAACUGACUGUUGUUUGUAAAACUUUCUCUCUAUAAAAGAAACGCAAUGCAAGUAUUCUACCAAGGGUUAUCCGAAUGCAACCUGGUAGACAUACUUGGGCUCCAUGAUCCCUAGCAAUAUAUAGAUUAUGGUGUAUGGUUCAAUCGUUUCUUUGUACUCUGUCAGUUUCUUUUUUUUGUAAUGUGUUUUUUCAAGGAUUAAACUCCUGUCAAAAACAAAAAAAAAUAAGUUAAUUUUACCAACGGAAGGGCAAAAGUGCUUCCAGGUGUUAGACGGCCGCGCACCCUUCAACCCUGCUCCUGCUCACCUUCCUUUACCAGCAGAGGGUGUAAUGCUUGAAGCUUGUGAUCUUUUGAGUUACAUCGUAUGGUAUACAUGCACUCAUGUAUUAAUGUUAAAAGAUAUUGCAUUGUAUUCAAGUGCUUUGCCAACACAUUAGCUGAAAGGUGAAAGGAAGCGUCAGUGAUUUCUUGUACAGCUUUUGCUUCUGCAAAAAACGACAAAAAAAAAUAAAGUCAUGCAAUGUUUCAUGAUAAUUUGUAAUUGGCAGCAAUAGGCUGCCUUGGAUUGCUAUGUACUACUUGUGUAUAUAUGUAUGCUGUACCACUUGUCUGCUGUGAAAUUUGUUGACUACUCAGCUUAUAUAAGGGCUUUUUAUAGAUAUAAAAACAGACAGGGCAAUCACUCUCUGUAACUCAAGACAAACUCAAGAGUUCUUUUUUUUUUUAGGGAUGGCGGGAUAUGAACAGAAUUUCCAUGCAUACAAAAUGCUAAUAAAUAAAGUUUUGACUGACAAACUAGCUAAACUGUCUAUAGGCAAACAUGCAAUGUUGGCCCAUGUGUCCUGUUUGAAUAAAUAUUUCGAGAAAUAUAGCAUUCAUUUGUUAAUAGUGUCUUUUUCUGUUCUAGGAGGAGCAAUAGUUUAAGAAACAUAACAUAAAGAACUCUUUGUGACUGCAUUAAGUAGAUCAUUAAAAAGUCAAAUCUGA